GGGGGGCAUGCUGUUCGGCUCCACUGCUUCUUGUUGGAAGUUGCUGUACAGCACAGUUGAAUUCUGCAGCCAGCAUGUCCUCAAGCAAUGAGACAACCGGGACUGCAGACUGUAACAAAAACCUUCCAUGUCACGAAGAAAAGCUCGAGAACAGUCCGGCUGCCUCGGUGGAAGAGUUCAUGACACAUCUGAGGAAGGAGAGGGACAAGCACUCCACAGAAGAUGAGUCUCGAAAAGGGAAGAGGAGCAUUGAAGAGGUUCUAGCCAGUGUGUCACUGGCUCCAGCACAGUCACUUUGGACCACUGAUGCCAGUGGUUCUGUCCAGUUGAGGAUUGACGAAAGCUGCCUGGAGGAACCUAUCACGGUCCAUCAGAUGUUCAGAGCCUCUGUUGAGAAGUAUGGUAAACUGUCUGCUCUGGCCACCAAGAAGAAGGACAAGUGGGAAAAGAUAACUUUCUCUGAGUACUACCAUUGCUGUCGGGCAGCUGCCAAAAGCUUUUUAAAGCUUGGUUUGGAGCGCUUUCACAGUGUGGCGAUUCUGGGAUUCAAUUCAGCAGAAUGGUUCUUCUCUGCCGUUGGCGCCAUAUUUGCGGGAGGAAUAAUGACUGGAAUCUAUGCCACCAACUCCCCAGAGGCCUGUCUCCAUGUAGCCCAUGACUCCAGAGCAAACAUAAUUGUGGUGGAAAACCAAAAACAACUGGACAAAAUUUUGCAGAUCAGAGAUAACCUGCCUCAUUUAAAAGCCAUAGUACAGUAUUGUGGACCUUUGGAAACAAAACUGCCAAACCUCUACUCGUGGGAGGAGUUUAUGGCAGUAGGGCUGGAUGUUCCUGACAAGGAAUUGGAUGACAUCAUUGCUUCUGAGAAAGCCAAUCAGUGUUGUGCCCUGAUUUACACAUCUGGCACCACCGGAAAGCCCAAAGGAGUGAUGCUCAGUCAUGAUAAUAUCACAUGGACUGCCCAUCAUGCCAGCCGAGCAGGGGACAUGCAACCAGCUGACACCAAGCAGGAAUCCCUGGUCAGCUACCUCCCCCUCAGCCACAUUGCUGCACAAAUCUAUGACCUGUGGACCGGUAUUCAGUGGGGGGAGCUGGUGUACUUUGCACAGCCGGAUGCUUUAAAGGGAAGUUUAGUAAGCACUUUGAGAGAGGUCAACCCCUCAUCCCACAUGGGUGUUCCUCGGGUAUGGGAGAAGAUGAUGGAGAAGAUUAAAGAAGGAAUCGCUCAGUGUGGAUAUAUGAAAAAGAAGCUGGUGAUGUGGGCGAUGUCUGUUAGCCUGGAGGCCAAUCAGAAGUGUGCCAACAAGGACGAGCAGAAACCCUUUAUGCUCCUCCUAGCAGACAGUCUCGUGUUGCAGAAACUGCGUGCAGAGCUGGGCUUUUCCCGCUGUCUGAAGUUCUUCUCCGGCGCGGCCCCCAUUGCCAGCGAGACUGUGGAGUUCUUCCUGGGGCUCAACAUUUUGCUGUACGAGGCCUAUGGUAUGAGCGAGAGCACGGGACCCCACUUCAUGUCCGGCCCCAAAGCCUAUCGGCUGCAAAGCUGUGGCAGGGUGGUCCCUGGCUGCAAGUUCAAGCUGGCUGACACAGACACUGAGGGCAUUGGGGAGGUGUGCUUCUGGGGCCGAAACGUCUUCAUGGGCUUCCUAAACAUGGAGGACAAGACGAGAGAGGCCCUGGACGAGGAGGGCUGGCUGCGAUCGGGAGAUCUAGGGAAGGCAGACGAAGAUGGUUUCCUCUACAUCACGGGGCGGAUAAAAGAGUUAAUAAUCACGGCAGGGGGAGAGAACAUCCCGCCCGUGCCCAUAGAGGAUGCUGUGAAGAAGGAGCUGCCCAUUAUCAGCAACGCCAUGCUGAUCGGGGAUAAAAGGAAGUUCUUGUCUAUGCUGCUGACCCUAAAGUGUACCUGCAACACAGAGACCCUGGAUCCCACCGAUGACCUAAGCCUGGAGGCUGUGGAGUGCUGCCAGCAGCUUGGUAGCCAGGCGACGAAAGUAUCGGACAUUGUUGGAGGACAGGACAAGGCAGUGCACCAGUACAUCCAAGAGGGCAUCGACAACGUUAACUCAAGGGCCACCUCCAACGCACAACGCAUCCAGAAAUGGGCCAUACUUGGGAAAGACUUCUCCAUCUCUGGAGGAGAACUGGGUCCAACGAUGAAACUGCGCCGACCAGUUGUGCUGGACAUGUAUCGCAGCCAAAUCGAAAGCUUCUACACAGAAUGAAUGCUGUAUUGACUACUCUGUGACCACUACUGUCUUUAUGGCAGCAUGUUGGGCAUUUAGUUUCUAAUGUCACUCUGAAAAUCAGUUUUCAUCCUUGUCACACUGUUGCUCAAAAUCUUUGAAUUCCCACGUGAUGUCACCUUUUUAAUUCU
Megalops cyprinoides (Indo-Pacific tarpon) is the source of this 2374-nucleotide messenger RNA. It is a transcript of the gene acsbg1, whose product is annotated as acyl-CoA synthetase bubblegum family member 1. Gene Ontology annotation, cellular component: membrane; endoplasmic reticulum. Lineage: Eukaryota; Metazoa; Chordata; Actinopteri; Elopiformes; Megalopidae. The coding region runs from base 75 to 2222 and encodes 715 amino acids. Gene Ontology annotation, molecular function: long-chain fatty acid-CoA ligase activity. The transcript is spliced from 14 exons. The record is from RefSeq and is a predicted model, not a curated record.